CUUUGUUUCUACUCGCGAUGGCCUCCACCCUAGUCGCGAUGGCCUGCAACCUAUGAGUCUGCCGUUUGUGGAGCCUUCUCACUUAGCUGCAGGAUUUUAUCAGAGCCUUGUGCUCAGUGAGGAAGAAAACGAGGAAGGAACUGUGGCCACAUGCUACAGCUUUGGUGCUCAGCGCAAUUCCCUACAAUGCAUCUUUACACCUUCAGAGGGACAGGCCCAAGAAUUGGAAGCUCCAGGUUCGUCUGGAAAAGGUUCAGGUUAUCAAGCUGAGCCGUUUGUAUUGGAACAGUUUAAAGAUAUGAACAUCGUUCAAGUGAGUUGCGGUGGCAAUCACAGUUGUGUGUUGGAAAAACGUCCCGGUGAAGACGGUGGCGACGUGUGGAUUUGGGGCCUUGGGAAUGGUGGCCGUCUUGGUCUUGAACGUCCCAAAAGCAAAAGCGAACUUCAAGAGAUUCUUCAAAACCAAACGACGAAGUCGUCUUCAAACGUCAACGACAUGGCCGAGUUCUUGAGCAACAAGAGCUUCGUUCAAUCCUUGACGCGGAACGCGUCGAGCAAGAAAUGGAGUUUGCAUAAGGCAGUCAAGGUGAAGUUUGGGGCCAAAAUCGCAUCCAUCAGCUGUGGAACAGACUACACGUUGGCCUUAAGCGAAGAUGGGCGAAUCUAUGCCUGGGGAAUCGGCAGCUAUGGGAAUCUGGGUACGGGAAAGAUUUGUGAUCAGUGGAGCCCCGCUUUGGUGCAGAUGCCGCAAGACCAGCUUUGUUGUCAAGUUGCAGCUGGCACCAAGCACUCGAUGGCCUUGAGCACACAAGGUUAAGACGUUAAGAAAGGCUGUGAGAGAAAGGCCUAACGCAGAUUCUCGUAGAAUGAGACAGGGGACAAUCUGAGACUAGGACUCCAGAAAGGCAAAGAACCAUCACGUGUCCACAUGUGUCAUCCCUGACGUAAACAUGACGUGUAUAUUUUUGUUUCAGCAAAUAUACAUCUCUCUUUUCACGCCCCUUCACUGCAAUUCCUAUUAGGUUAGUAGCAAGAAGCUGUUAGGUUGGAGGCCAUCGCUAGUAGGGUGGAGGCCAUCGCUACUAGUAACAAGGGCAUUACUAGUAGCAAGAAGCUACGAACGGAGCGAAAGGCAUCGCUACUAGGGACUGGGACUCCUGGCCUUACUACGCACGUAGCAAUGCGCUGCGCACCCCUGUAGGUGAAAUGUUUUCGUGGGGUCAUGGUGGCCAUGGACGUUUAGGCCACGGUGUCGGUUGCGAAGCGGCCUUAUGUCCAACCAAGAUUGUGCCGUCGUCGGGCACAGCGCUGCGCUUUCGCUUCGUGGCCGUCGGGGAAGCCCAUUCAGCUGCCAUUGACUCCUUGGGGCAAGUGUGGUGCUGGGGAGCUGGAUCGUUUGGACGUUGUGGCCAUGGAGAAGAAGCAGACUUUUUGAGUCCCAAGAUCGUGACGCAAAUGAUUGGGAAGAGUUGCAGUUCGAUCGCCUUAGGUGUUUGUCAUUCCUUGGCGUUAACUCUUCGUGGACGUAUUUGGAGUUGGGGAGGCUUUCUGUACACUGGCCAUGGAGAAAAUGAUGAUAUCGAAAGCGCUCGGGAGUUGGAUGAUGAUGAAUUAAAAAAUGCGUUUAUCGUUGAAAUUGCAGCAGGUCGAUUUCAUUCCCUGGCUUUGAGCUCUUCAGGUGACCUUUUUUCUUGGGGCUCUGGAAGUCUGGGACGUUUGGGUCUUGGCAAUUCGUUGGCCAGUGACCUGAAAACCAGCGAUCAGCCAACACCUAUACAGAUCUAUCGAAAUGGGCAGCCCCUUCUGGGUGGCAGCUCCAAGACCAAAGGGCCAAAAGACAGCCGCCUCUCAGAGCAUGGAGAUUUGUACAGCCAGCUGCAGAUUGCAUGCGGAGGUAUGCAUUCAGCUACCGUUGAGAAGGAUUCGUGCUGGCUUUGGGGUCAUGGCGAGUAUGGUCAGAAUGGCAACAACGUUGGGGAUCUGUGGAAGCCAACGUUGUUGAGUGCCAUUGAUCCCAUUUCGAGAUUAAAAAUCAAAGUGCACACGGUCGCUUUGGGCAUGGAACAUUGUUUGAUGAUUUCAACAAAUUGGGAGCUUUACAGCUGGGGAAGGAAUCAUCGUGGUCAGCUUGGCCUUGGCACCACCAGCGAUACGUCGGAGCCGACCUUCGUGGCGGCGUUGCCCAAAACGGUCUCCGUCGCCUGUGGUGAAGACCAUUCGGCCGGAAUUACUCCCGGAGGCGAGGUUUUCACCUGGGGCAAUGCUGAGAGUGGAAAGCUUGGUCAUGGCUCCAGCAUGAUCCGAAGCGCUAUGAGUUUCCCCAAGCAGAUCAAUAUGGAAGCGAGAGUGAGGACAGUUCGCACUGGCCAAAACCAUACAGCUCUGAUUGGCAACAAUGGAGAACUUCUCACAUUUGGCGCAGGCUGGUUCGGACGGCUGGGCCACGGUGAUAUGCACAACCAGUAUACGCCGAAGCUUGUGGAGCAUGUCUUAACUGAUUUAAGUGCUGCCUUGAAGGAAUCCCCACGUUUUCUUGAGGUCACUUGUGGAUCGUUUCACACUUGUGCCGUUUGUGAAGACCAACGUCACUUGUGGGUCUUCGGACGGGACUACCUUGUUUCUGAAGCAGACCACAUCACAUCUCCGCUGCUCUUCCGCCAGCUUGGACCCGAUGAGGAAGUGGUCACCGUGGCAACUGGCGCAAACCACACGUUGUGUGUCACUCGAAAGGGGCAAAUGAAAAAGUUAUGGGGCUGGGGAGACAACAGCAAAGGUCAACUGGGCCUGGGCUUGGGUGCCCCAGAGCAGGUUCCACCGACGCUGAUCCAUUGCAAAGGAUGGGGCACGCCGGGCGUCGGAUCCAGAAGCCGAUCCGAAGCCGAAGGAACUCAGAGCGACACUCGCGAGACUCGCGCUCCAUCACUGAUGGGUAUCUCUUGUGGAUAUGCCCAUUCAAUGGCCGUGACGGAUGCUGGCGAAGUUUGGGCCUGGGGUCUACAAAGUGGUGGACGCUUGGCUCUAAAGACUCCCUUCGAGGGCAAGACCUGCCCGAUCCCACAACGAGUUCAUCCUUCCUGGAAGGAAAGGCCACCUGCAAGCAGCGUCAGUUGAAAAAGACGUUUGAGGAGCCCUGCUUGUAAACUUGAACAUACGAGCUCAUGACUCAUGACCGAAACGAACACAAGACCUGCAGAAAAGAAGGAUUUGUUCAGCACUAGCCUUAAUCGA
This is a messenger RNA of Durusdinium trenchii, 3228 nucleotides long. Lineage: Eukaryota; Dinophyceae; Suessiales; Symbiodiniaceae. The record is from the annotation of a GenBank genome assembly.